Molecule: messenger RNA, 16411 nt
Organism: Bicyclus anynana (squinting bush brown)
Lineage: Eukaryota; Metazoa; Arthropoda; Insecta; Lepidoptera; Nymphalidae
Exons: 19
Coding region: 306-9071 (2921 amino acids)
Biological process (GO): protein phosphorylation
Molecular function (GO): ATP binding; protein kinase activity
Source: RefSeq, a predicted model, not a curated record
AACAUUAUUUUUCUGUCUGUGGUCGAAAUUGAAAAAUGGCGUUCUGUACAGCUGUGGAUUGCGCAAUUUAAAUGUAAAUGUGCCUGAAAAUCAUCAUAUAUUUCAUAUUUUUUAAGUUAUAAUUAUUCUAGACUAUGAAAAUGAUAAUUGUGCGUAAUUUAAGUGAUAAAUAUUGUGCAGUGGUCUAAUAAUUCAGUUCUUUCUAUCCAGUCUAGAGACCGUGUAUUUUUUGUGUUGUGGUGAUGUAUUAAAAGUAUAAAUAAUGAAACGAAAAGUAAUACGGCUGUGCAAAUAAUGUAAUAAUAAUGGCUGUGUUAUGGCUAAUCUUACUUUUGGCCACGACGUGUGUGCAUUUGGUGCAAGGAUUGCCUGUGAACCCAACGCCACAGACCUACCCUCACGAUGCUAAUGGGUCAGUAUUGGAGGCAUGGAGCACCGAGACGGGGCUGUAUGCAGUGUUGCCAGCGCUGGCGCUGGUCCUCACCGCUGUGGGCCUGCUGUUUGGCUGCACCUGGUGUUACAGGCACAAGGAUUGUAAGCCGAACGAAGGAGCCGAUAAUCAGUUGUUCACGGCGAGCGUAACGCACCUGCAAGAUGGGAGACGCUCGCAACCGCCCGACUCUGGUUUCUCGGAGCCCGUCAACAACAACGUCUCCGAAGAUAACAACAACGGGCCGAUCUCACUGCGCGAGAUGCAGAACAUCGCCAACAACAACGCGGCGGCGUACAUCGUCAGCGAGAACGAGGAGAGGAACCGCAUCAGCAGGGAGUCGGUGGUGGAGUUCGAGCCGCUGCCGGCCGAGAUACGGGUGAUCGAUCCGUUGGAGCGAUGCGCUGAUUGGUUUGCUGGAGAGGAUUUCCCAAGGAAUCAGUUGCAGUAUCUCCGGGAAAUUGGUCGAGGAUGGUUUGGCAGGGUAGUUGAAGGAGAAAUAGAAGACGGCGCAAGCAAUUCCACGGUUGCCGUCAAAAUACUCAAUCAGAAUGCGAGCCUGGAGGACAAGGCGCGGUUCCUCGACGAAGCGCGUCUCUACCGCGACAUGAACCAUGAAAAUGUUCUGGGAUUCGUAGCGAAAUGUCUGCAAGAGGACCCCUGGAUACUCAUAUUCGAGCUGUGCUCCAUUGAUCUCCAACAAUAUUUGGUAGUAAACCGUCCAAAGAUGGCCAUUUUGAACGAGAGCGGCGUACCUCUGCAACUAAUGUGUGACGUCACAUCGGCGCUUGCGCACGUCCACUCUAGAGGAUAUUUAUAUGGAAAUCUGCAAAGCGGCAACGUCCUGAUACGCGGCAGCGACAAUCCUCGCGCCGUGCUCGGACAGUAUGUGCAAAAUGAACAACAGCACUACUAUAACGCCAGCAGUGAUGUUUGGUCUCUUGGGUUCCUAAUUUGGGAGAUAUGCACGUGGGGCGCAACCCCUGCUGCCGACCGCCUGCCGCCGCCCCCUGACCUGCCUUGCCCAUACCGGGACCAUCUUUAUCAAGUCAUGCAACUAUGCUGGACAUCUAUUCCCGAGGCUCGACCCACUGCUGCCCAAGUUCAUGCGCUAAUAAACCACCUGCACUUCACGCAUACUCACAGCAACGACGCUUCCAAAGAUGAUGGUUACGCGAGUAGUGACUUUGAGGAGCGCUGGCAAAGACUAAAACCGAACACCAUCCCUAAGUUAGACGAACAUGUCGCCAUCAUCCACGCGCCGUCAACCUCAAUGGCGUCACACUUCACCGGCUCCGAUCAGGAUUUUGAUAACGCACAGACUAUACAAGAUUCUCUUAGUGUCGAAAUGGACACUGCUGUCUCGAGAUCCAGCAGUUUUAUAUCGGACAAAGACGCACUCUCCAUUCAGAUAAAAUCUGAGAGUUUAACAAACCUCCACGGCUCUCUGGAAGACGUGCGGAACAUCUACCUCACACAUAACGAAACACCGGCGCUUGAAUGCCAUCAGGGUAACAUUUGCAUAGAGGAGUUAAAAGAAAAGGAGCAAGAUCGCUCCGAUAGCUCUGUCGAUCCAUGGCUCAAGGACAUAAUCACCGGUAGCACAGAUGACGUCAGUUACUACAAAGAUGUCAGUGAUGUUAUUAAAAAUCUAGAUAACAUUUUAAAUUCUGAAAAGACCUCAAGUUCAGAGUCGAGCCACCAGGCUAGCCCUUCCAGGGACAAUUUGAGCUUGGAAUGUAAAAAAGAUUACCCUAUGCAAACGAGCAUGGUAAAAUCGCCUGGUAUUAAUAAUUUCCAGAAUAUUCUAGAUAUGGGUAUAGAUGACGAAUCAGAGAGUACAGAGCCUUGCGAUGAAGACGAAGGAGAUCGUGAUACUGUUGGCACGCUUAGCCAUUCAUUUGAACGUCAUAGUGACACUACAAGUCAACAGACUCUCGAAAAUAUUACACCUGAAACACCAAUAAAGGACUUAGAUGUUGCCAAUGAUGUUCAUACUGAAGUUAUUGCCGAUGAACCUAGUGUAGUGAAAGUAAAGGAAUUAAAAAAUGCACACAGACUAAGUGAAUUGCCAAAAGAUAGUAACAUAGAUAGUAGUAAUUGUGAUGUACCCAAUUUGAAGGAAUUGUGUGUAUCCUCGAUGCCUAGUGUAAGUGAAACGGAACAAGUGAUCUUAAAACAAGACUGUCAAAUACCAUAUUACGAUAAUAACAUUAAAAAUAUAAGAACUGGUAACACAGAAACUAAGUCAAUAGAAGACAGCCAGUCUUUUAUAAGUAAUGAGAUUGAACAUUCAGAGGAAGAAAACAUAAAAGUGAAUGCUUCCAAAAAAGUAGAACCUGAAAAAACCAAUCUAAAAUCGCAUGACACAGUAUUAUCAGUUCAUGAAAAUGAUUCAAACAAAGCGGAAUCUAUUAAUGAUCUAGUCAGUACAAAUUUUAUUACCGAUGAACAAGGUUUAAGAAUAUCCUCAACAACUAUAAAUGAUUUAACAUUUAAUACCGACAGGAACAUCAUAGAAAUAAUUGAGAAAAGCUUAUAUGAUUCAGAACCUAUUUCAUCUUUGCAAACAGAUGAAAAUAAAAUUAAUUUUAUUACGGAACCUGUAGCAAAUGAUAUUUUACCUGUGAUUGAAAAAUACCACCCAAUUCAAGAACCAAAUAAAGAUAUAACAGAUGACAACAAUAAAUCUGAAAUUAACUCAACAAAUCCAAGUUCUUACAAUCAUGAGGUAGAUAUAUUACAGUUUGAUAUUAACCACAUGAAUUAUAUAAGUGACAAUAAAACAUGUUUCAAUGAGGUUUUAUCGCCAAGUCAGCAACCAGGAUCUACUAGAAGCCUCAAUCAAAGUGAAAACCAUAAUGAGGGCAUCAUUAUUUUAGAAAAUGAUCUUUCAAGUAAAUGCAACAAUAAAGACCCUAGUUGUAGUGAAUAUUUAAAUGAAAAUUUUAAUGAUUUUCAUGAUAAAGUCGAAAGUGCAGGUGUAAAUCUCGAAAAUACAAUGGAAUCUCUCCCAAGUGAAAUUAAUAGUGAAUGUAAUAGAAAAUUAGAAAAUACGCAUGUUUUAAGUUCAUUAUCAACCCACUUAGAAAUAAAUACCGAGCAGCCUGAGACAGUACAAAUUCCAACUAACAUAGAAUCUGAUAAAGAAACUUUAGAUGUUAACAGAAUAGCCAAUAGAAGUCAUUCCUUAGAAGAAGUUUCAAUGCCUGAAAAAGUACAAAACAGAAACGAUAGUAUUUCAACAAAUCUAGAAACAAAAGAACCGCACGUCAAAAAUAUAGACGGUUCACUAAAUGAUCAGUCAAGCGAUAGUACUGUUUAUAUGGAUCUCAUUAAUGAUACAAAUAGUAAAAUUUUAAAAGACAGUAUAGAUGAUAAUUAUAAGUUUAUUAUACAAUCUUGUCUACAGAACUCGAGUAGCGAAAUUCCUUGCACUCUUGUCGAAAAUGAAUCAACAGUGUACUUAGAUCUCCCUAGUAUUGUAAAGGAAACUGAUAAAUUCCUGCAAUCAGAGCAGUGUUAUAAUAGUCAAUAUUUAGAAUUUAAGGAUAAUAUUUGCACUAGCACACCCAAAGGUAGUGAACCUUCAGCUGAAAACACAACAGAAAGUACCGAACCGGAAGCCGAUGUUUUAUGUGAGACUAAAAUUCCAAACUACGGCCACGGAACAACAGUAACGAAACAGGAAUCAAAAUGCGCCCCAGAAAAUCUGAGUCCUUUUGAUUCACCUUCGAAAAGUCACCACACAGACACGUACGACGAAAACAGUUCAGUAGUUUUGGGUCCGUUCGAAAACUGUACUCUAGAACUAUUCAAAGGAGCCAAGUCCAUUUGCGAAUUAACUGAUCUACCUAAAGAGGAACUGUUGGCGUUUUCUUCGAAUUUUAGCGAAAUAAACCUGGAAACACCGUCGCCAUUGCGCGAUGGAAAUUUUCUGAACGAAGUGCCGGACAUACUUCCUGAUGAUUUGCAUUUCGAUGAAAUAGCAACACUCAGCGAGGCUAAACCUGAAUCGCAAACUGCGAAUAACACAGAUGAAACUGAAGAGCAAUCUACGACUGAACGUCGAGUUUCGCCAUCGACUCCGCCUAAUUCGCCAGGGAAUUUCCUCGCUUCGACAUCGCAGCAGAAAUAUCUGGUCGACAUUGACAUAAGUUCUGAUAACACUAAUAACAUCUCUGCCGCUUACCAGGAAGCGAUAGAUUCAAAUCAGAUCGAACUUCAGAUGACGACCAAAAUGGCGAUAGCGGAGAAUGAAAACAAUAUGAAUAUAGAAUAUUCUGGGCCACUCACCGAAGAAGGCAUUACCUUAGACGACUCCGUAUUUAGAGACAAUGAUGCGAUACCUGAAUACUAUUUAUCUGGUAAUGGAAAUGCUGUAGAAGAUGACAGAGAUAACCUUGCUAUUGAUGAAGAGAGAAUGAAAGAAUUAAGAAACGAAUUGGAGCUUAAGUUGCCAUUAGCACAGGUGGCAGGCAUAGAGCCAACAGUACCAGAGAGCGAAAUGACGGAGUUGCCUCCACCGCCCGAAGUCCUAGUGUCAUAUUACACAUUGUCGCCCAUCGCCGAGGAAACUCGUAUGCAGCUUUGUGCGUACGAAAAUGACGAUCCAUGGAAUUGUUCAAACCAAACGGAAUCGUCAGCCAGCUACCCCGAGCCCUGCAACAACUCGACCGAUGAGAUCACCGACCUGCCCACGGCGGCCAACACUGGCCCACAGCAGUCCCACGACCACUCCACCUACACCAUACAGUCUAAAGAGGCCUCCUUGAAUGGGACCUACACGGUGCAGAAAGAGGCGCCCAGCAGCAGGGAAGCAACAAUGAGCGCAGACAGCUUAAACGCCAUUUCACCGAAGAAGACACAAGAUCUGCAAUCCCCGAUCGAUAAUAAAACGUACACCAAAAACGAUGACGAAAAAGAAUCGAACUGCGAAAGGCUCUCACAAGUGUCGCCAUUCCUCCUCAGUCCCACCACAGAAACAUCGCCCCCUGAGAACUCGGAUAACCCCGCCGGUGUAUCUACGUUCUCUAAACCGACUGUGCCAACUGACGCGAAGUCAUCCAAGCCAUCGGAAACCCAAUGCCUAUCGAAGGCUACAAGUAUAGACUCGUGGUGUUCGAAUGAUACGUUAUAUAACGUGGAGGAAAACUUUGACGAUCUUGCCAUGGAUCCCGAUGUUCCGAUAGAUUUCGAAGCGGAGCCAGAAAAGGACAAGAGCGAAAGCGACGACACACUGACUCACAAUGACGAUGAAAAGGAAGCGAGCCACUGCUCGACUUAUAUCAUUCACGACAGCAAGUCUGAGACAUUUUCCCGCGAUUCGAUUAACGACAAUCACACUUAUACGAAAAUUAAAACGGAAGCGGCAGGCACGACAUCCGCUGUUACGAAAUCAGACUUAAACGACUCGACUAAAAAUACUCCCACGAAAGAUUUAGCGUACGGCACAUUAAUGUCUGGAAUGCCGUCAUAUUCUAACUGUACUACUGAACUUUUAUCUGGUUUUGAGGAUGCGUGGAUGCUCCCUCAACCUGAAAUGGUAAGGAGAUCUCCAGUUCCAGACGAUAGUGUACAUUUAACUCCACCUAAGGAGGCGAGGGUGAUCUCUGUCAAGGAGAGCCCACAAAGUCCACAUCUCACAAUGAAACCAUGUCUUAAGAAGAUAGACAGUGUCGAACUAUCUUGUUUAGAGGAUAGCCCGGUCGCAGUGAAUCAAUGUAGAAUCUCUGAAGAUCAACAGAUCAAUGAUGAAGUAAUUAAUAGUCCUCAUACCCACUUCGUAGAUAUGGCUCAAACAGCAACAAGUACACCUAUUUUAGUUGUUGAGGAUAAUAAAAAUAUCGAGGCUAUACCACUUCAAAUGCCUCAAGUAGAAAUGAGCUCUGGGCACUUCUCGGGUGUUGAACCCAAUUUCCUAUCAUUUUGUCAGUCUGCUGAAAUACGACCGCAAGAUUUAUCUUCUAGCGCGUGUCAUGAGCGUGUUAGCUCCGAAAUUUUAUUAGACGGAGAAAGUAAAACGUUAAGUAAAGAUAGAGAGUUAUCCGAUCUUAAUAGAGAAGUUUCUGAUAGCAACCUGGGAGUUUCGGACAUGAGCAGACAGCUUUUAGUAGAAGUACCGACAUAUUCAGAUUUUGAGAAAUCUGCCAACAAUAGAUCUCAAUCUCUUUCGCCAACAAUUGACGCUAGUUUACUUUUAAUCCAAAAUGAAAGAAUAUCUAGUAGUCUCACAAUGGCAGCAGACGCGACGCACAAGGCAGAUGUUAAUAACUCACCACGUCCCGUCGUAAUCGAACCAGAGUCUCCUGUUUUCGUCUCAGAAAAUUUUACGAAUUUAUUCGAAUCUCGCGUAGUUGAUAAUAGCCAACCAUUGAAUAUUUUUAUCACAGACUUAGAUAAUUUAGAGGAAGAGACAGAACAACCCCAUUCGAUAAUUAUAACUGAGAGUCCUUUAAUGUUGUCAAAAGUGAGUCCUAACAGGACCUACGAAUCUCAUACGGGAGCUAAUUAUAUGGCCAUGAAUAAUAGUACUUAUGAUUCCCACACUGAUCCUUAUCAUUCGAAUAAAAAUAUUUUGUUACACGAUAGUCAGUCUAACCAGACAGUCAAUGGUAUAUCUGAAGAAAAAUGCGAAGAUGUAGAUGACGAUUGUCAGGAACAGAUACAUCUAGUCAAUAACAUCACACAGAGCCCAAUGAACCUUCAGGAAAGUUCAAACAAAGAAGAUGAAACAAUUAUUCAAACUGACGAAAACGAAACAAAUACAUCAAUAUCAGUUCCUGAAGCUACUGUGCAUUGCAAUGGGAUUGCCGAAAAGUAUGCAACAGUAAAUUUUCUCAAUGAAACUUUUGAAGAGUUGAUGGAAAGCAAUGUAGAUGAUAAUGAUAUUGCCAUCAAUGAUUUAAAGAGAGAAGACCAGACAAAUAGUACUUCUGAGAAGUCUCUAGAAAUCGUAACAGAUUCCGAGUCCAAUACAAGUCCCGCUGAUGACUUGGACGCACUAGGAGGUCCCACUAUAACUAUGGAACAGUUGUAUGAAGAUAGAUUAGACGCGAAUGGCAUUGUACAAGAAGAGAAACAGGUGACGUCGCUUACGGAAGAUUUUUUACAGAAUGAAAAAAAGUAUUGUCAGCUUGACUCGUAUUUUCCUCUUCUGAGUGAUAUAAGAUUUACUGGUCCUGCAACAGAAAUAAUGACUACGUCAUUUUCUCGAGACUCGCCUACGGAACCAACGUCACCCGAGUGCGAGCAGGACAGCAAGCCGGCCGAUAUACUGAAAGACUGGGACAGCGAUAGCGAUUCUCACUCCACAAACUCAUCAAGCGGAGAAUUUAUUUGGAAGGACGGCGAGGGACACGAGACCGCCGUCGUGCCUUCGACACAGUUUGAGCACCAACGAGAUAGCAACUCUCAGCCGAGCCACACGGGGUCAGGGGGAAUGCCCUCGUCAGCCGGUUCGGGGGACUCCGCGUCGGGCUCGGAGGGAGAUGAGGUGGAGUUCGUGCCCUCCUCGUGGGACUGCCGCGCCGCGCCCUCCAAGUCGUCGCUCAGGAGCUUGGAGCAACCGCAGGACAGCAAGAAGCGCGUGGUGUUCAAGCGGCAGAAGUACCACUGCGUGUACGAGUACCCGCGCGAGGCGGCCGACGUGGACGCCGACUCGCCCGCCGCCUACCUGCCCGACUUCUCCACAUACUCAGAAUGGGAUCCGACGAGUGCGGAAGAGGCGGAACUCGGCUACGGGCAGCUGUUCGGCGCGCCCAGCCCGCUCGACAUGUUCCCGCUCCGAGCCGGCAUCGCUAUCGGCGCAGAUUACGACGAAGACUUCUUCAUAUCGUCGUCGGCGCGGCCGUUCGAGAGCCUCGGCGUGAUGUCGUCGGCGAGCCAGUUCUUCCCCGGCGCGCACAUCAAGCCGCUCGCCCGCGACCUCGCCGACGAGCUCGACGACUUCCCGCCGCCGCCAUCGCCGCUGCCGACGCCAACGUACGUCCCCAGCAGGGCCCCAUCCCUAGACUUCACCACCCCGGACUCGGGCGUAGAGGACAUCACCCCGGGAUCCAUCACGGACGACGAUUUUAAAGCCAAAAAAAUGCUAGAUUCCGAGUCGACGCAGUGCUGGAGGUCGGUGGACAGCACCAGUUCCAGCGAGUCGGUGAGCCCGAGCUCUCCAGGGGGGGAGUCCCUGGGUGGGCUUCGUCACACGCGGGACAAGCUCAAGCUGGAUCUACCCCCCAGUCCGCACAUCCCCUCCCCGCGACACAACCGUGUGUUCAACUUCGUGCUCGACAAACCCAAGCGGAGAGACGAGAAGCCCGCCGAGGUGGGCACGACCCCCCUCGUGAUGACGGACGAGACGCCGAUCAUAACGAUGUCGCUGCCUCUGCCCAAGGAUUGUGAUGAUGCUAUCCCCGAACCGACGUUCUCCACUUUCGGCAAAGGGUCGACGAGCAAAGCGACAAACGCGGACGAAAAGAUCGUCCUCACGGAUGAAGACAACGUUGAAGUGAAGGAGGAGACAUCCACGAAGGUGGAGCCCGUCAAAGGGGAGGGAACCGUCCUGGACAGCGGGGACGAGGACUCCGGGAUAGAGAGCAGCUCGAAGGCCACUCUCGAGCGGAACAAAACACCGAAUAUCUCUUAAGUAGAUCAAACGUGUAGAUGUAGAUUUCUUAUUGUAUAUAAUAUAAGUAGAUGUGUAUUUGGCGACUUUUUUGCGCGCCAUUUGUCAAAGUAAAAUCAACUUAAUGGUGUUUGUUUCAAAACUCAUUUUCGUUUACACAUUCAUAUCAUUAUUCAAUAAUGCAAUCUUAUGCAGUGGAUACAGAUUCGUGGUUCGUUUAUUUAUAUGCACGUGAAAAAGUCGCCGAGUGCGAAGGCUUGAAGUCCGAGGCGUUGAGGCUUCGGUUUUUGUACGUACUGCGGAGUGAUACGAGCAUGGGUCGAAAAUUUGUAGAUUAUUACAUAUUUAAAUAAAUGAAAAAUAUUAAUGAAUGAAAUGAAUAUGUUGAAUACUCAAUUUGUGACGUAAUAAAGUCAGUAUAACAAAUCAGCGUGAACGCAUUAAUAAUUACAUGAUGCGUAUAUCAAGAUCCAUUUCACAUCGAAAUCGGUAGUUUUAAGCGCGAAAUUUAGUAUCAUAAAAAAGGUUUUCACAAUUUUCAGAUCAUUUACUUGUGUGUCACAUAAUAGGGUAGUUGACUCACAUCAAAUUUAAUAUACACAAUAUUAAUUUCCUACAUGGAACAAUGGUCCGAUAUAUAAAGAGAUUGUAAUUAAUAAAAGUUAAGUUUUUCAAAUUUUUCAAAAGUUAAAAACGCCGUCGUCCAUUUUGUGACGUCACAAUGUUACUUGAUGUAUUAAACGUCAAACUAACCAAACGCUCCGUUUGGUAAAGGAUUCGUUAACGUGACGUCAUGAAAGAGUUAAAAUAUAGCCCAUCAUGGCCGACAGCGUUUUGGCUCGUAUUGUCAAAAAAAAUAUUUUAUAAUUAAAAUUUUCGCAACGCAACGAUUCUUAUGGAGUAAACUUCAAAAAGUGUCAACUAGCCUAUUAUGUGAUACUAUCGUAUGUAAAGCUAAAUAAAGCGCUUACAUCGCUGGAAGUGUCAACUCGUCCGCUCCGCUCGCGUCGAGCCAUACAUUUGAAUACGUUGGCCGUAGUGUGUCGAUGCCAUUGUACUCGUAAGUUUACAUACCGUCUUAUUGGUUAAGUGUUCGAUAUUAUAGUAUUAAAAUUUUUUAUUAUUUUGCAUGACAUUUUUUAUACAUAUCGGAAUUCAAUUAUUUUUUUUUUAAUUUAUAUCUUCAAAUACAGUGAAAUUAUUCAUAAUGCAAUGUUUGAUUUAAAGUGAACAUCGCGAGGUGUUUCGACAGAGACGUAUUAUGGUACAAAUAACCGUGAACGGUAUAUAUUAUGUAGAUAUAGCGCUUUGAUUAUUGUAAUGAUUACUGUAGGAUCGUCGAACGCCCCCGAAGCGGCCUACUCAGGGCCUGUAGCCAAGUAGCGCGUCGAUUCUCUUUCUACGAUCGCUAUCGCUUCGAAAACUAGAAAAAAUGUAUAGAAAUGACAGACCUUGAUCACGUCCUGUCGAUAGCAAAUGUCAUAUACAUGUUAUUGAAACAAAAACUAAAGUUGUUGCUCUGUAAAGAUAAAUUUAUUUGUUUUGAACAUCGCAAGUCAUCUUGGCAAAUACAACUUAUUUUUACACUCAUGGUACAAACAACUAUUAUUUACUAACCUGUAAAGAGUUUUAUAAAACAACAUUAAAAGCUAUUGCUUCAAAUAUUCUUUCACACUCAUAGUUAUAAUUAUUUCCAAUAAAAUCACUAAUGCUUUACUUGUACAAAAACCUCGAGAAUUUUCUUCUAAGAUGAAUUUUAUAAUGAACAUAGAGUAAAAAGUGCGGCCACCACAGAUAAUACUUUGACGUAUGUCUAAACAGUAUUGCGUGGGAAAUUCAAUCGGAAGCUACAUUUACAUGCAUUUUUGAAUUUGGAAGCCUUUGCGUUCGUAGAAAGAGAAUCGACUUUCCACUUGGCUACAGGCCCAGUUUUUAUACAGCUGUAGGAAACAACUUUUUAAUAUUUGCUAGACUCUCGUAAGUAAUGUUUUUAUUAUUUCAUAAUAUAAUUAUAGUAAUAUAUGUAGGCGUAGAAUAUCGUAAUUAUGUAAAACUAUGUGUCGGAUACAUGUGCAAAUCAAAUGUCGCAAUUUGAAUCUAUACUAAUAUUAUAAAGCUGACGAGUUUGUUUGUUUGUUUGAACGCGAUAAUCUCAGGAACUACUGGUCCGAUUUGAAUUUUUUUUUUCAGUGUUAGAUAGCCCAUUUAUCGAGGGCUGCUAUAUGCUGUAUAUUAUCCCCGUAUUCCUACGGGAACGGGAACCACGCGGGUGAAACCGCGCGGCGUCAGCUAGUUCAUUUUGCGGAGUUGCAUUGCAGUCAUUAUUUAGCGUUAGAUGUUAGAUAUUUUAAUGAUAAAAAAAACUCGUUUUAUUUAUACAUUUUUAAUGAUAUUUAUACUUUGAUACAUAUUGUCUAUUUAUCUUGAUAUUUGUACACUCGAUGUCUAUUUGUGACGUGUAUCUGAACACGCGUAUCAAUUGUCGAAAUUAUAUCGUAUUUGUGACUUACAACUACGCACAAUGAAUACGCAUCCGCCAUCUUGGAAUUGUGAAAAAAAAUAUCUUUUAGGUUACAGUCCAACGUUACGAAUAUCGAAAGUAUGCAUUAGCAAUAUAAAUUCAUGCACCAAAUGCUUAUUCUGUGACAAUUUUUGUCAGUCUACUGAUGCAGAUCGCAUGCAAAAGUAACACAAAUUGGGUUCUUACUUCUUAUGUAACUUAAAUUUAUUUCUACAAAUACUUAAAUAUAUUUGCCAGACGAAUAUUACCAUAAACACAUUUGUAUUAUAUGAUUUACAGCUUAAUACUAAAAAAAAAAUUUAGGUAUGUAGAAACUAAUUAUUAUACACAUUUAUUUUGGCUUUAAUCUAAAUAGCUUAAAGCCGGAGUAGCAUUGUUGUAUGUACCUAUCGCUAAAGUCCGGCCGCUCAGAGAUUGCGUUUCUGAAAGGUCGUGAUCGAAUAAAACAAUAUUCAAUUUCAAUUACCUCGUUAUUUGUCUGAUCACUACAAAGACAAAUAGUUGGCAUCAACCUUGGAACUGUCGUACAAGGUUGUUGAACUGCGCUGUUUCAAGUUCCAUCGCCCAUUCUAUCAUGACCAGCCAGAAACGCAAUCUCUGAGCGGCCGGAUUGUUUUUACUUAUAUUGAAUUCAUGCUUCCGCAAGGCCUAGUAAUACUACAGUUGGACUGUGCCUAAUUAGUGAUUAUUCAAAAUUCAAAGCCAAUUUAGAAUUAAGUAAAACUUUAUAUGUAUUAAAUAAGUGUUUUUAGAUGUAUGAGUGACGGUGACAGAUCAACAUGGCGCAUUUGUGGCAACCGGCGGCACAUUCACUAUGCACUAUCACUUCUUGACUCUUAAACUUUAUACCAUAAGUAUGUACAAAAUCUUGUUGCAGGUAACAUACAUUGACCUCUUAUAAUUAAAAGACGCACAAUCAUGUAGAAAAUUCCACUUAAAAACUGGCCAAUUUUGCUUUGACAGAUUUAGAAUUAUUGCUAAAUUACCUAAUGGUCUUUAAAUAUAGUCCAAUAUUCAAUAAAAUCCCAAAUUCAGAGUCAAGCUUAAGUAUUGAAUUUAAGGUUGAAUUUGCAAAUGCGACUACUUGAAUUGAGUGCCAAGAAGUUUUGUUUGGCACUCAUUGAGUAGAGACGUUUUUUGGUCGCUGAUUGUGCAUCCACUUUUUAAUAGGAGAUGGAUGAUUACUUACAUAAAAUCGUCCACCUGUACAAAAAUACUGUCAAAGCAUAUUUUAUUAUACCGCCAGUAACCCUUUACUUCCACAGAUAGAUACCAAGAAAGUCCUUUAUGGCUAAUAGUGACUGCUGACAAUGCCCAAUGCCUUCUUGGUAACACUGAAGAACUUUCUUCCCCCUAUUUCUUAGAUGAAAGAAAUCUAACCACAGACACGGGGCUGUCAAGUCUGAUCAGACUCUGCCAAAGAAGCCUAUUCAUUCCAACGCCCCCCAGACCGAGGUCCGAAUCUCAAAUCUCCGUUGGGAGAUAUAUACUCCUCCUCCUAAAUGUACUCCUUUAAUUUAGCUCUCGAGCUCUACUCUGGUAGAAGCUUGAAGCCAAACCUCCCAAAAAGAAACGAGAUAGUAUAAGUAAAACAAUCAUUAUUUUUUAGUAAAAACUAAUGAACUAUAAAUGUAUUUCAUAUAAAUUAAAGACCAAUACAAUUAAAGACCAUUCAUUGCAUUACAACUGGUCAGAAAUGCAUAUUUUCAACGACCAGAGUUUACUUAGCCGCCUGCAGUGAUAUUUUGUCCAUACUUUACCUCUCUCUUUACUAAACAAUACUUAUUCUAUAUCACUUCUAAUAGAAAAAUAUCUCUAUUAUCAUUUUUUUUAUUCUAAUAGGUAAAUUGUGCACUGCAAUAUUGGAUUGUCCUACAUUGUGAAGCCGAGCCACUUUAGUUACUGGGCUCUUAUUAACUAUGACAUUCGAAUCGUAUACAUAUUUGUUAUCUCAAUUAUUAUAAGCUGUCAGCUGAUAGGACAAAAUUAGUUAUACUCAGUCCGAGCAAUUAUGGUACUUUUGUCAACUUGAGAUGGUUAUUUAUGGUUUAACAUAUUCGAUUUGAAAUAAAACAUUGCAUCAAUGUAGGGCUGGAUGAUUGUAUUAAUGUUAAUUUCUGUUUAUCUUAAUAUUUACUCAGAUACCAGAUCAUCCUCAAGAGAAGACUACGAACUUAAUAAUAAUAUUAGUAACACUAAUUUUUACAUAAGAAUUUCGCAAACAGUAUCAUAUUAUUGUUUUCCAAACGCCCAUGAACCAGUUUGGGAAAAAACUAAAACCCAAUGAAUGCUACUUGUCUAAUAAAAUUAAACGCAAUCAACUCCAAUUUCAUCCUAAGACAUCUGUCUAUAGCAAUAGGAGAAUAUCCCCAAUUUCUGUAAUAACAAAGACAUUGUAAUUCCGAUUACAAGGACAAGGAUAUUGUAAUUUCGAUUAGAUCAUUAGAUUGAGCAGCAUGUACAAGACGAGUCAAGCAUUUAACUUUAUUUUUGAUCAAGACGUUGCCACUGGCACAUGGAAUCGGUUCAUUCGAUAAAACAAAAACAACUAUAUGAUUAUAAUGAUUUAAAAGAAUGAUAAUAUGUCUAGUUGAAUUUGGCUACUGAAAGAAGAGACUGAAAUCACCUGGCAAAAAAAAUCUAUUAGUGUUUGUUAAAAAAACCUAUGUAAUGAAAAUUCAAGUAUCAAACUGAGUUAUUCCAAUAUUUGCACUAUAAUUUUGGGAAUGCGCUACUAAACUUUUAAUUUGAUUGCAGUCUUCAUUAGCCAAUCUUGAUAUUUUAAAAACGUUAAUUUGAACUUUUAGUACAUUAUAUGUGAGCCUGUCUAGGUCCAUAUUUGUACCAAAUGAAUAAAAUGCUUGGACUGAGUAUUUCGGUAUUUGAAUAAUUUACUAUGCAAUUAAAACCAAAUUCUAAAAUCUUUAAAUACUGUUGGACUUUUCGCUACCUCAAUGUCUUUCAAUAAAUUAAAGCACUCUCUAUAUAAAAUUCAUUAAAUAAAGUAUUGGAUAGAAGCAGGCGUUACUUUGCGGAAGUUCAUCAUGAUUAAAUAAUGAUUUAUUUAUUUUGCUAUCAUCCGCGAAAAGUCGACGAACCCAUGCGACAACGUGCAAUUGCACGUCAGCGCCGGCCCGAAGUAAAUUUUAGAAUGGAGCGAGAUCCAAUUAUGGCGCCUCUCCUGUUUGCUCCUAACAUUAUACUAGGGACAUUUGAAAAGUUUUUAGCGUUCCUUAUAUAGGCAAUCGAAAAGAAAGAAAUUUCUUUUAUUUUUCUUUACCAUUUUGGCGCCUGGAGCGACCGCUCCGUUCGCCAUAUGGACGGGCCGGCCCUGUUGCACGUUGUAGAGUCAACAUCUCCUGAGGAUGCUCCGGUUUCGGGGUGAAACGUACGUAGAGAGUAUUUUGCCGGACCUGGGUGACGUUGUCGCAUGGGUUCGUCGACUUUUCGCGGAUGAUGGCAAAAUAAAUAAAUCAUUAUAUAUUCAUUAAAUAAAGUUUAUCACUCAGCCAACUAACAAUGUAGAUUAAAUUUUUCAAUCAGUCACUCUUUUGAAGUUACCGAGAUAGCAAAUAUUAGGUACUAUUCAUAUCAGGAAAGUGGAAGAUUAUAUUCUGUAGUCAGCAAGGACUUUAGUUUUGUCGUAGAGUAUUCGCACGAUAACUUUGCGCGUGGCCAAAAUCGGAACUAAUCAAAAGUGCCGCCAUCUUGUCGUCUAUCUCUAUCUAUCUCUUAGCGGGUAAAAGAGAUCACUAACGCUGGCAACAUAAUUGCGCCGCCAGUCGCGCGCAGACUUAUCUUACGCGCACUCUAAUUGCAAUUUAGGGAUGUCAUACUCCUUUCUCAUGCGAAAAGGUGUCAUGGAUGACGUCACGAAAUGUAUUUUGCGUGUAGGAGAUAGUCAUAGAGAUGAGGGCGCCAGUAUCGCGCCGCGGUCGUGUCAUCAGAUGUGCAAUUCGUCCAAGCGUGUCUCGUGUGCAAUUGUUCUCAUUUCCAUAUCAUCGCAUUUUAGUUGUUUAGUUACUGCUGUAAAUAUAAUUUAAUAAAAGUUAAUCGGAGAUGAAAUUUUUUUUUUAUUGAUGAAAAAUUUAUUCGUAUUUCGUACGUGUUUUAUUGUUCUGAAACUCUUGUUCUUUACAGUUUUAUUUUUUAGAUAUUUUUCGUUAAUGUACAGAUGUAAAUACGCUGGUAGAUGUUCAUUUUGUUUGGAUUACUUAGAGAUAUAGAUUUUGUAGAUGCUGAUAUUAGUUCUGGGGUCGUGGUCUAAGUUUUCGAAUCGAAAAAUGUGACGUUUUGUCGAGUAUUUACCAUACAAAAUUUAAGAAAGUAUUUUUACUGACUUCUUCAUACCUAGCACGGCUGAUAUCAUGUGACAGUUAGUAAGUAGACGUACUAGUCAGCGCGUUAUCAACUGAGUCGUGAUCCAUAAAUGAUAGAGAAAUGGCACAACGAGUCAUUUGCUGACUGUCUGGGUACAGUGCAAUGAUUUCAUAUUCAAUGUUGUAUUUGUAUGGAGUAAUAUGGAAUGUUUCGACUAUAUUUGGGCGAAACAUAUAAUUAGGUCGAUAUCACUUUUUCAACUCGAAAUCUUAAGCCAAGUCUGUGGUCUUGCAUUCUUUGUAAUUGCUAGCUUUUAUAAAUUAAUUGUAAUAUGCUAAUCUGUUUCGAAAAUAUUUCCAAUACGAAGGAUUUGUUUACAUUGUAACAAGGAAUUAUCUGAAUGAAUUGUCCAAUAAAAUAAUUAUUGUUAUAAUUGUACCUAUUUAUUAUUUCUUUUACUUUAUUAAUUCAACAGUAUUUAUAUGAAAAAUAAAUAAUUAAUAAAAAUUGUGACUUUGAA